This is a messenger RNA of Rhipicephalus sanguineus (brown dog tick), 1945 nucleotides long. RefSeq lists its product as uncharacterized. NCBI's taxonomy places the organism in Eukaryota, Metazoa, Arthropoda, Arachnida, Ixodida, Ixodidae. The record is from RefSeq and is a predicted model, not a curated record.
AUGGCGGAAGGUAGCAGGGAUCUUCGCCCAGUGCUGACGGCAGUAGCUAAGCGACGCCGGCUGAACGAGGAAUUGUUGCUGCUUUUAGAUGAAGAGAGCAACGCAGAUUCAAGCACCAGCUGCUCUUCGGACAGCGGCAGCAAUGGCGACCUGGCGUUGUAUGAGCAGCUGUUUACCCCUCCUGAGAAGCGAGCGAAGGUAGAGACGUAUGUGGAAAAGACGGUUGCCGCGUAUUCUGACGAAGAGUUUCGCCAAAACUUUCGACUGUCACGGUCGGUUGCAAGUUCCCUUGCGGAUGAGUUCGCGAAAUCGCCGUACUAUCCUUCAAGAACUGAUCGCGGAGGCCUACCCCCCAAGUCGCCUGAAGAGCAUGCGCUGUACUUUCUGUGGUAUGCUGCCAACAAAGCCUGCAUACGUGAUGUCGCAGGCCGGUUCGAGAUUGACAGCACACACCACAUGAUGACGUACCGCGUCAUGGAUUUCCUUCUUCACAUUGCCUCCCGCAUCGUGACCUUCCCAGAUGACUUGAAAAAUCUUGCCAGUGAGGUCAAGCAGGUUUCAGGGUUUCCAGACACUAUUGGCUGUAUUGACGGGAGCUAUAUUCCAGUUAGGUGCCCUGCCGGUAAGGUGCGGUCAUUGUAUGUAAACAGGCACCAUUACCCUUCCCUCACGCUGCAGGGAAUAUGCGAUAAGCCGAAGGGGUUCCUUGAGGCCAUCACUGGUGCACUCAGUAAAAUUCACAAUGCCAGGAUCUUCCGCCUUUCAACCUUUCAACCGCAGAAUAUCCAUCUCGUGGUGUCGCCGCCUGUGAGCGGCGAAGUCAAGGACUGUGUCAUGACCGUGACCACCACGACUGGCAUCGGCAGCGCGUCCGGUGCCAAUCGCGGAGGCUGCGCCAUGACGCUAACGAGUGGCGAUAGGGAGCGAUUCGGUGACGAGGCAGCAACGCAACGGAGAAGAAAUCCGAAUGACUGUGAAGCGCUACAUAGUCAACAAGAUGCGAUUGAGAACUCACGAAGCAGCGAGUACCGUUUGUUGGGGCACCGCCAGCGCAAAGCGUCACUUCAUGAACGCGGUGCGCUGCAUCGUACGUCGACAGUACUCCGUUGCUCAAGCUACCAUGCCGAUCUGCGAAAGCUGCUGCUGCUUCGAUUUCGAAGCGCCACGGGUGGCGGCAGGGUUGGCGGCGUUGACGGCCGCGUCUUGGACAUCCUUGAGAGGACCGGCGCAGUCGUCACCACCCCGCCAGAGUAUUACCCCGUUCCCGACGUGGAGACUGAGGUCGAGGUGGGAACCUCCCGUGCAGCUACUAGCCGGGGGCCGAGCGACGUUGACCUGCAACCAAUACCCCUCCAGCCACAAGUGCCGCAGCCCGGACCUUCGCAGCCGCAGCCCGGACCUUCGCAGCCGCAGCCCGGACCUUCGCAGCCGCAGCCCGGACCUUCGCAGCCGCAGCCUGGACCUUCGCAGCCGCAGCCCGGACCACAGCCUCAACCCCGCCGAAGACAGCCCAGGCAGCUGGAGGAAGCUGUGUGCCGGGCUACGGCUGAGUACGUGCGGCAGGGCCAGUGUGCUGAUGCGAGGGCCGUGGCAGACCGCAAGUUCCACCACAAGAUGUUGGAGCAAAACCGGCGUCAUCACGAGGCCCAGAUGGCCAGCCAAGAACGGCUGGAAAACCAGCUCUGCCGCCUGACCGAAGAGGUGGGCCGGCUGCGCCACGUUCAGCAGCAGCGCCUCGACCAAGAGCGCAGGGCGAAUGACUGUACUCAGCGCCUGCUGCAGCAACUUUUGGAGGCCCUGGCCGGUGGGGCUGCACUAGUCACACGCCCACCUCAGCCUCCUAGCGCCUAAAUUUUAUUGAUAUAUACUGAGUAUGCACAGCGCAAUGAAACGAAGGCAAGAGAAGCACGCAAACGACAUAGACUGGCACUGACUUCCAACUGAA